Messenger RNA from Gymnodraco acuticeps, 1106 nucleotides. Its product is annotated as platelet-activating factor acetylhydrolase-like. The transcript has 3 exons. The record is from RefSeq and is a predicted model, not a curated record. Gene Ontology annotation, molecular function: 1-alkyl-2-acetylglycerophosphocholine esterase activity. NCBI's taxonomy places the organism in Eukaryota, Metazoa, Chordata, Actinopteri, Perciformes, Bathydraconidae. The coding region runs from base 24 to 419 and encodes 131 amino acids.
GUGGCGUAGCCCUGGACGCCUGGAUGUUCCCUCUGGACGAUGAGAUCUUUCCCCGGGUGAAGCAGCCCAUCUUCUUCAUCAACUCAGAGAAGUUCCAGUGGGCGGGAAACAUCAGCCGAAUGAAGAAGCUGGAUUCAGCCGUCAUUCAGAGGAAAAUGAUCACCAUCAGGGGCACGGUCCACCAGAGUUUCCCGGACUUCACCUUCCUGACGGGGAACUGGAUCGGUAAGCUGAUGAAGCUGAAGGGAGAGAUCGACUCGCAGAUCGCCAUGGACCUGUGUAACCAAGCAACACUAGCCUUCCUGCAGCGCCAUCUAGGUCUACAUAAGAACUUCGAUCAGUGGGACGCUCUGAUCGACGGGCAAGAUCCAAACCUCAUUCAAGGAACUAACGUUACCGUGCUUCAGUCUGCCAUCUGAUCACCCCUGAACCUUGGUAGUCAGCUGAUCAGUCCAAAACGAUUUCAAGCCAGGUCUACUAAGCUUUCCAAACGGACAGAGAAUCAACAUUUUGGAGAAGGAAUCAAUAGCAAGGAUAUUCUCUACCUCAUCAGCAAGAGUGGGUUUGUUUUCCUCCAUGGAUAAAACACUCACUCAGCGUACCAGCGUUUGUUCCCUGAGGUCUGAAUGUUGCUGAACACUUCUUCUUUUCACUGUGACAUCUUCACCAUUAGCAGCCAUUUCUGUAGAUAUAGGCUUUCCAUAAUUUUAGAGUGUAUACAAAUUGAGAUGUCAUUUUAAAUGAUGUCUCUUUGGAUGUGACCUUCCAAAAGAGACCAGCUACUCUUUGAUUGCAGUGUGAUUACGGAAAAACGUCUACAAUGAGGUAGCCAACCAAUAGGUAUUGUUAACAAGAUUGAAGACUUGUAUGAUUUUAGAUAAAUUAUUAACCUAUCAUGAUAUCAAACUAAAUGUGUCCUUCCUGAUUCAACAGGAGCAGCUACACAGUAUGUAAAUAGAGAUCAUUAAAAGCUUUAACACUAAUAGGCUGCAUUGAGAUACCAUGUGCCUGAACUCGCAGUACUGUAAUUCCUGGGUCUCAGCCUUUCACUUUUAUACAUUAAAUGUCAUGUAACACAAAUCCAAUAAAUCUGCUUUGUAUACAAA